Molecule: messenger RNA, 189 nt
Organism: Penicillium arizonense
Lineage: Eukaryota; Fungi; Ascomycota; Eurotiomycetes; Eurotiales; Aspergillaceae
Exons: 2
Coding region: 1-189 (62 amino acids)
Source: RefSeq, a predicted model, not a curated record
AUGGAUGCAUCCGAAGCCAAAGAAAAGAAACUUACCUCCCUUCGCGAAUCCAUCGCCAACCUAGAAACCCAGCAGGCGCAACUGGAAUCAGAACUAGCCUCGACGACCUCCCAACUCAAGUAUGUGCUAUUCCCAUCCAGUGGGUAUGAAUCAAGCUAUGAGAUAUCUGCUAUGAGCUAUGAGAUCUGA